AUGCGUUCCCAAUCGCUCCUCACCCUCCUCUCUACGACCGCCCUCACGUCCGCCACCUCCCCCUUCUACACAGAGCAGCAGCACCCCUUUGUUGGCGCCGCAUCCGACUUCAAAUGCGACCUCCCGCCCGCGGUGACCCCCUCCGACGGCCUCCCCUCCGCAAAGGACCUCUUCACCUCCCCCGAGGCCGUCCGGAAGCAGGUCGAGCGCCAUGCGGCGCUUGUCCGCGUGCCGUCUAUCUGCUACGACGACCUCGGCGACUUCGACACGGACAAGCGCUGGGACGUGUUUUACGAGCUGCACGAUGUCUUGAAGAAGACGUACCCCGUCUUCCACGCCCGCGCAGAGCUCGUCAAGGUAAACACCUUUGGCCUGGUCUACACGCUCCGCGGCACCGACCCCUCCCUGAAGCCCCUCCUUCUCGCCGCCCACCAGGACGUCGUCCCCGUCGCCGACGCCGCCACCUGGACCUACCCGCCCUUCUCCGCCCACUUUGACGGCGAGUGGAUGUGGGGCCGCGGCGUCUCGGACGACAAGAACUCCUUCACCGCCCUGCUGUCCGCCCUCGAGACUCUCCUCUCCCAGCCCGGCCCGGGCGCCGGUUGGACCCCCACCCGCACAAUCAUCCUCGCCUCGGGCUUCGACGAGGAGUGCUCCGGCCAGCGCGGCGCCGGGCACAUCGCCACGCACCUGCAGCAGACCUGGGGCAACGACAGCAUGGCCCUCGUGCUCGACGAGGGCGGCAUGGGCCUGCAGCAGCUCGACGACGGCACCCUCUACGCCCUCCCCGCCGUCAUGGAGAAGGGCCACGUCGACAUCUGGCUGGACCUGCACGUCACCGGCGGCCACUCGUCCGUCCCCUUCCCGCACACGGGCAUCGGCAUCGUCUCCGAAAUGGUCGUCGCCCUCGAGUCCCACCCCUACUCCCCCAAACUCACGACCAGCUCGCCGCUCUACGAGCACAUGGUCUGCCAGGCGCGGUACUCGCCCGACGCCCAGCCGCGCAUCACGGAGCUGCUGGAGGAGGGCGACCUUGACGCCCUCGUGGCGGAGCUGGUGGCCAUUGACCGCCCGACGCAUUACCGCCUGCAGACGUCGCAGAGCGUCGACUACUUCCAGGCCGGCCAGAAGAUCAACGCCAUGCCGGAGAAGAUCCGCGUCGGCGUCAACUACCGCGUCGCGCCGCAGAACAGCAUCCCCGAGAUCCAGCACAACGUCGUCAGCUACAUUAGCGGCAUCGCCGAGAAGUACGGCAUCACCGUCAAGGCCUUCGAGGGCGACCAGGACUACGAGGAGUAUACGCAGCGGCACGGACGGGACUUGGGUUCCGUGAAGAAGCUGGACGAUGCGGUCAAGCCCCUGUACGAGGUCGACUACAACGGCACGCUGUACCUGAGCCGCACCCAGGCGACGCUCCCCGCGCCCCUGUCGCCGACCAAGGGCCCCGUCUGGGACCUGUUCUCCGGCACGUUGCAGUCCACCUUUGCGUUUGACGGGGGCAAAGUCGUGCCCGUCGGCGAGCUCAUGACCGGCAACACCGACACGAGGCACUACUUGAGCCUCACGCGCAACGUCUACCGUUUCGUGCCGAUCCGAAACGGCGCGACCAUCAACGCCCACACCAUUGACGAGAGAAUCAAGAUUAGUGCCCACAUGGAAAUCUUGAGGUUCUACUACGACCUGAUCCGCAACUUUGAUGCCGCAGACGUCUAA
Colletotrichum spaethianum is the source of this 1713-nucleotide messenger RNA. Its product is annotated as putative carboxypeptidase VC_A0337. Gene Ontology annotation, cellular component: fungal-type vacuole lumen. The record is from RefSeq and is a predicted model, not a curated record. Gene Ontology annotation, molecular function: metallocarboxypeptidase activity. NCBI's taxonomy places the organism in Eukaryota, Fungi, Ascomycota, Sordariomycetes, Glomerellales, Glomerellaceae. Bases 1 to 1713 code for a protein of 570 amino acids. The transcript is spliced from 3 exons.